AUGGGCUCCCCGCGAAUGCUUAAGGAACCGUCUCGGCAGGGGAUCAGUAACGUUGAGUUUAUGGGUGACAACAGAGUUGAAGAACUUAUUAGUAAGAUAAGUGUAAAUUAUGAGGAGUGUACAAAGUAUGAUGCGUAUAUGGAGCAGGAUGAUGCGGAUGAGGAGGAGGAUGAGGCUCAGGAGAAGGAAAAUACUGGAGUGGGGGAACUUCUCCUAAAUGUAAAGGCGAGCAGAAGAACAGAAAUGGCAAGUAGCGAAAAGUUGGGAAAAGACGAAAAUGCUAAUUCGAACAGGAGCGCGAAUGGAGAAGCUCAUAAGGGGUGCAAUAACGCUGUCAUGGACAACCUUAGAGAUUUUAUUUUUAAAAAAAAAAUGAUUCACGAUAGGAGGAGUGGGAAGGAGGCAAGUUUUGGGAAGCCUGGCAAGAAUGUCUUCACCAAUUUGAACGUUAGAAAGAAACGAAUAAUGGAAAGCAGCGAUGAGUCAGACGAGAAUUCCCACUCCGUCAAAAAAAUUAUUGACUACGUUAAGAAGAAGAAAAAGCAGGGGAAGGGAUAA
Plasmodium inui San Antonio 1 is the source of this 558-nucleotide messenger RNA. RefSeq lists its product as hypothetical. The record is from RefSeq and is a predicted model, not a curated record. Lineage: Eukaryota; Apicomplexa; Aconoidasida; Haemosporida; Plasmodiidae. The transcript has 2 exons. The coding region runs from base 1 to 558 and encodes 185 amino acids.